Pestalotiopsis fici W106-1 is the source of this 1281-nucleotide messenger RNA. RefSeq lists its product as uncharacterized. The coding region runs from base 1 to 1281 and encodes 426 amino acids. The transcript has 3 exons. The record is from RefSeq and is a predicted model, not a curated record. Lineage: Eukaryota; Fungi; Ascomycota; Sordariomycetes; Amphisphaeriales; Sporocadaceae.
AUGAUGGAAAUCAUUACCGCAAACACGGCUCUCAAGGAGCCAGACUCGUCAAUUGCCCCCCACAUCUUCCUUUGGGCGUGCCAGGUAGCAGCGCUCAUCUCGCCGCCGUUCCCUGGGCGGCGAGGCGUCUUUGCCACACUCAUCAUCUCUCUAGCUAUCUAUUGUAAUCUUCAUCCUCAUUUCACGAAUGACAUGGGCUUGGCGCAGCCUUUCUCCAUCGCCUGGUCCUUUUACCUGUCAACCCUAGCAACGCUGCUCCGCGGAAGCUCCUCAGGCCCGGAGGACCGGUUCUGGAGGAUAGGGAACCCCGCAAAGGAGGCACGGGCGUAUGCUGCGUUCGGUUGGAGUAAAAUCCGCUGGGCUUUUGCUCUGCUGGUUAACCUCCGAGGCAUUGGGUGGAAUCAUCAAGUCAAAAACGUGCCGAAGCCGCCUCGCACAGGCAGAUCUCGGUUUCUAGUCGAACAGCUAGUCAGAUUCGUUGUCUUUCUCUCUGUCGGAGAUCUCUUGUACGAGUUGCACCGGAGGAUGAAUUUCACUUCAUUGGAUGGCACGGUGAGCUCCAUUGAUAGUAAAUACAUGACUCUACGGCACCCAGUGCUGCAUUGGCGCCUAGCUAGGGCCUUUGUCCUGGGAGCCUUGCCGUUUUGCAUGAUCAGCAUGCAGUCGGCACAGCUCUCGUUCGUGACCGUACUGCUUGGGCUGAAUAAACCACAGGACUGGCCCUCAACCUUUGGAAGUUUUGAGGACACACGGACCGUCAGAUUGUUCUGGGGAAGCUUUUGGCACCAGAGCAUCCGCCAUACUCUCACGUCGUUUACGGACAUGUUUUGUGAUAUGUCGCGCAUCCCCCGUGGUACUAACCUCUCGUCGUACACAAAGCUCUACCUGGCCUUCUUGAUAUCAGGUACCUUUCAUGCCCUGGGUCAGCUCCACCUGCCUCGGCCUUCCAAUAUCACAGCGGCGGAAUGCACCAUGGGCUUCAUUUACUUCUUCAUGUCGCAGGCCAUUGCAAUUACCCUGGAAGACUUCGUGAUUUGGCUUGGAUGUUCAAGCGGGUUGAUGCCGGAAAGCCCGCGGGCAAAGCGGUGUAUCAAGUGGUUGGGGCGCACUUGGGUGUUCUUGUUCAUCUUGUGGACUCUACCAUUUGUUGGAGACAUCAUACUCAAGGUUCGGGUGGGCACUGGAUCACUCCUGCCCUUCCCACUCUGGAGACCGGUAGUGGAGGCAUGGAUCCCCAUCGCCUCGCCCGUAGUAGACUCGAGGAAUGGCAAAUUAGCAUAA